Messenger RNA from Schizophyllum commune H4-8, 700 nucleotides. RefSeq lists its product as uncharacterized. Bases 116 to 478 code for a protein of 120 amino acids. Lineage: Eukaryota; Fungi; Basidiomycota; Agaricomycetes; Agaricales; Schizophyllaceae. The record is from RefSeq and is a predicted model, not a curated record. The transcript has a single exon.
GCGCCCUUAUAUACGCUAUCGUUGCGACGCGCCUCCGGUCUGGGGCAAGCCGCCUACAAAUUGAUCGGGAAGGAGCUGCCCCUCGCAGCCCGGGCGCCAAAUUUGACCGUGUCUUAUGCCUCCAGGGGCGGGAGAAUAUCCAGUGAAAAUGCAGCCGCGCGCGCGUGACCUUGCCAAUGCCAUUUACCGGCGGUUGGUCGAGAGAUCGGCGCCCGAGGGAGAGAGAGGAGGGGACGGUGAGUCGAGAGCGCGAGGGCGGGCAGCCUUACCUGCGUGGGAGGAGGUCGCUUUCGACGCUCGAUCCCGCUCUGAUUGUGGCGCUGACGCCUGCGCAUGGGACAACGUGGCACAAACGUUCGCUGCUGCUCAUUCGACGCCCAAAGCCUCUGCGGGCGAUCUGUCACAAACAAGGAAACAAGUGGGCAGCCCAGUCGAAAUCAAGUGCCCAAUGACCGCUGAGCGCAUCACAGUGAUAUAGAUCUACAGCUGGAAUCGUGAACACCGAGAACCUACAGCUGCGGACAUCACUGAUGGACCUGCCCCAUUUGGGGAUAUCGCCGAGGCGGGCACUUCGCGAGCUCAGACAACCGUGAAAGCCUCACAGAACGGUAGAGCGCCAUUGAAAACCCCCGUCUACAUACCCGUUUUGUGGGCCCUUCCACCAGCUCGUCAUGAAGCGUGCGAAGGGUCCCUAGGUGGC